Molecule: messenger RNA, 3898 nt
Organism: Lingula anatina
Lineage: Eukaryota; Metazoa; Brachiopoda; Lingulata; Lingulida; Lingulidae
Product: WD repeat-containing protein 90-like
Cellular component (GO): centriole
Molecular function (GO): protein binding
Source: RefSeq, a predicted model, not a curated record
AUGAGGUCCCACACUGACCCUGUGGUGUCCCUGGCCAUAGACUCAAUGAGAAAACACAUGGCUACAGUCUCCAAUGAUCACACUAUUAGGGUCUGGGAUUUGGACACACUGCAACAGUUAUAUGACUUCAGUGCCCCCCAGGAGUGUCCAUGUGCAGUCAGUUAUCACCCAUCACAACAGGUGUUUGCGUGUGGCUUUGAAAAUGGCUGUGUACGCGUCUUCAAUGUGGCCACAACUAGCAUGCUGGCAGAGCACAAGCAGCAUCGAGGGAAAAUCACAGGUCUUGCAUUUUCUCCAAGUGGAGAAUAUCUCUACAGCUCCUGCUCUCUGGGCUCUGUUGCAUUAUAUGAUGCCUCAGAGAAUGUCUAUGGUCUACUCCGGUUGCUAGGUAACACCAUCGCAAGGGGGGAGAAGUUUGGUCCAGAUGCCAUCGCGGUGGCACCAGAAGGAAGACGAAUUGCAUUCAUUGGGCCAACUGAGUUCACAAUCAGUGUGCUCGAUGCACGAACACUUGAUGAAGUCCUCAGAAUAGACAUCACCUCUUUGAACCCCGCAGACAACACCCGUACUAUAAUAGACACAGCAGUGAGGGUGCACUACGCUCCAACACACACCAGACACCUCCUGGUGGCCACAUCCUCAAAUAGUCUGCUCAAGUUUGAUGCUAGGACAGGUCGUCUGCUUUCAGAGAUGAAUAACAUUCAUCGUAGUGGUUGCACCUCCCUUGACGUCAUUCGUGAUGGUCGCCAUCUUGUCACAGCAGGGGAUCGGGUUAUCAAAGUCUGGGACUACCACAUGAGAUUGGACCUUAACUUUCAGGUGUUCAUAGGUCACACAGAGAAGAUCAGCAAGGUGGUGUUCACACCUGACAGUCUGGGUGUAGUCAGCAUUGGGGAGGCCAUCUUCCUCUGGGAUUUCAUGGCCAACAAGAGAGAGGUGGAGACACUGGAAGGCAGAACUCCUGUGAAAAGCUACAUUCGAAGGGAAGAUGCUGAGCGAGAGGAGGUCCAGUUCAAGAGCCCAGUCCGUAGAAGUCUCAACAUGUCCCUGACAGACAUGCCCAGGAGGAGUCCCCCCAAACCUGCCAGAUAUGACCCCAAGAUCUCUGAAGUCAGUGCUCUGCACAAGACCACUAAUGGAGAUGUGGGGUUUGACGAGCCUGAUGAAGACCAGGAAGAGGUGUUGUUUGGACCACAGCUCCAGGAGAAGGCUGGGGACACAGAGACCACAGAUACUGAAUCAGUAGCAGAGAUAGUAGGUCAUGAAACAUUGGGACACAGCCCCCAAGUACAGCCCCACCAAAGAUACAAGUCUCCAGCCAAGCACCGUGCCACAGUCAGCAGCAGAAGUCUCAGGAAGUCUGCCGGAGUCACGGCUCAUCCACCACCUGCUGUACAUAAACAUUUCAAACCAAGGCCUAAGACUUGUCAGCUGGCACAGCGUCGUUAUGUUGCUCCCCCUAACCAGGCUGGGUUACAGCUGAUGUCUGUACUGGGAUAUAAUGGCAAUGGAAGAGACAACAUGAUCUGGCAGCCAGACACGGGUUUCUUUGCUUACACUUGUGGCUGUAUAAUAGUAGUAGAAGACCUAAGUCAGAGUACACAGAGGCACCUCAUAGGUCACACAGAGGAGAUCUCAACAUUAGCUUUACAGAAUGAUUGUCAGGUGUUGGCCUCGGCCAGUGGCGGAGCAGGACUGACCCAGAGUCAGAUAUGCCUGUGGGAUCUUCAGCAGAUGGUUUGUCAUAAAGUGCUGAGUCAUCAUGAACAGGAAGUGGUGUGUAUGGCCUACUCUAGGGAUGACAGGUUCCUCAUCUCUGUAGGUGACUACAGAGAAUGCUCAGUUGUGGUAUGGGAUACUAAGACCUAUGCUGUUCUCACCACCUCCCACACCUCCCUCCCCAUACACCAGCUGACCUUUGACCCUUACACCAUGAAUGAGUUUGUCACAGUGGGGCAGAACGGGAGUGUGCUGUUCUGGUUGCUAGACGAGACGGGAGCUGACGUGGUGCUGAAUGUCCAUGAGGCAGAGGUACCAGAGGAGGUGCUACAGACACAUCACAUGGGGAGUGGUCAGGUGGACUUCACAGCAGCAUGCUAUGGAGGAGACAGCACCCUGUACAUCACCACUAACAAUGGCAAAGUCACAGCCUGGGACACAAGGCACAAUUCCUGCUUCAUGCAUUUUGAGACAGAUGGCACAGAAAUAGGUGCAGUAGUUUGCCGCAGUGGUCGCCUAGUGACCGGUAGUGUUGGCCACAACCUCCGUCUGUGGUCAGUGGUUGGUAUUGGAGAGUUAAAGUUACCAGGAAGUCACUACACCAUGAGACAAGAGGGGCUGACCAUGGAGGAUGAGAUGAAUCUGGACGGCCCCAUCUCGUGUGCUGCCUUUGACGACACUUUAGACAUGGGUAUAGUUGGCACAGAGACAGGAACACUGUGGUACAUCAACUGGACAGAGAGGACAUCCAUAAGACUGGUCACAGGACAUAUGACCAAAGUCAAUGGCUUAGCCUUUGCCAAUGAUGACCUGUUUGCCACAUGUGGGGAUGACGGUAGUCUCAGAAUGUGGUCUGUACACGACAGGGAGCAGACACUACAGUUUCAAGUCAUGGAGCAGGCCUGUACUUGUCUGUGUUUUGCACCACCAAGAUCCGACCAAAGCACCAGAACCACUGUCAGUAACCUCGGCACCAGUGCGCCAGUGGUGUCCCACUCUAGAGAGCCUAGUAAACUACUACUUCCACAUGUGGCUGCGGGAUACAGCGAUGGCACAGUGAGGAUGUUUGACCUGAAUAAAGUGGAGCUGAUCCUCAAGAUGCAUCCUCACGCUGUCACCGUCACCGCCAUCAACUUUUCCUCAGAUGGUCGUAUGUUGCUGUCAGGUGGCAGUGACGGCCUCAUAGCGGUCAGUAGUCCCACCACGGGGAUGACUGUCAGGGUGAUCAGUGACCACAAGGGAGCUCCCAUCACCAACAUUGAUGUCACAUUAAAGGAGGACAGUAACUUUGGUAUCAGUGCCCCCUCUCUGUGGCUGGCCACCAGUGCUGACCGCCGGGUUAGUGUGUGGUCAGCAGACUGGACCAAGGACUUCUGUGAGUUAGUGGACUGGUUGACCUUUCCUGCUCCUGGAUUCACACCAGAUGGCACUGUUCUCAAGAAAGGAGAUGAGAAUUCCUACUCCCUGUUGCCUCCCAGUCUGGCCAGGUUCUCUUUGGAUGAACCAGACAUCAUAGUGUACACUGGGUAUGGCAUGCAGAAGCUGGUCCAUUUCUAUAGUAUGGCACAGAGGAAGGUGGUGAGAACUGCCGCCCUAACACACUGGGCCAGUAGCAUGGAUCUCUCCCCCACUGGCAGUCUGGUUGGACUGGCUGUGAACGAGCGCCUGGUGAAACUGAUGGAUUACUUUGAAGGCAGUUUUCAAGACUUUGUAGGCCACAGCGACGCGGUCCACUUGGUGAGAUUUUCACCCAAUGGGAGCCUUCUGUUCUCCAUAGCAUAUGGGGAGUUGAUUGUAUGGAGGGUUACGCUAUAAAAUGUGAGGACUAUGACAGAAAAGAGAACUCAAUUAUGAUUAUAAAUAUUAAAUUUAUUUGUAUCGAGAACUGAAAGGGAAAGGCAGCUAGAAUUCAUUAUUGUAAUUUUAUGGAAAUUAAAUCUUACUGAUUUUUACUUGAGUGUAUGAAAAUAUUUGUACAGAUUUUGCUUAUGAAUUCUACAUUUUUUUUUUUUUUUUUUUUUUGCAUUAUGUUGCUUUAUGUUGUAUAUAGUUUCUUCUAUAUGUCAAUGUUUUUAAAAAUAAAUAUAUGGUGAAUGUGAUUUAUUCUAGUUUUUUACUUGAUACAACUGAGUGUAGCAAUGUAAUUAUUCAUCCAUGUUUUAUUGAGGAUUUUUAAAUA